GGCUUGAUCCAUACAAUUCUGUCGUGUUGACCUUGACUGAUGCAAAGCAUGCAUUGGAUGUGCUGCAUAUAGGACGAAGAUUGAGUGCUCUGAGGUGCAAUGUUCGUUCAAAAGCGCGAUGGACGCCGCGAGGCUGUCUCCUUUGACAAAAUCACGGCAAGGGUUACAAAGCUAUCGUACGGUCUGAACACCGACUUUUGUGACCCGGUGCUCGUGGCGCAAAAGGUCACUACAGGAGUGUACAAAGGAGUGACCACAAGCGAACUGGACGAUUUGGCGGCAGAGACUGCUGCUUCCAUGACCGCCACCCAUCCUGACUAUGCAACGUUGGCAGCCCGCAUCGCGAUCUCAAAUCUGCACAAGAACACAUUGAAGUCCUUCAGCGAGACGAUGAAAUUGAUGUAUUCGCACGUGAAUCCAAAAAACGGGGAAGCAUCUCCACUGAUUGCAAGAGAUGUAUUCGAAAUUGUACUCCAGCAUGCGGAGCGGCUGGACAGCGAGAUAAUCUACAAUCGCGAUUUCGACUAUGAUUACUUUGGAUUCAAGACCCUGGAGCGCUCAUACCUGCUACGGAUCAAUGGUGCAGUUGUGGAACGGCCGCAGCACAUGCUCAUGAGAGUGGCUGUUGGCAUCCAUAAAGAGGACAUUGAAGCAGCAAUACGGACAUAUCACUAUCUCUCAGAGAGGUGGUUCACUCAUGCAUCGCCUACCCUGUUCAACGCUGGCACACCCCGACCACAGCUGUCCUCCUGCUUCCUCAUUGCAAUGAAGAACGACAGUAUAGAGGGCAUAUACGACACCUUGAAGGAGUGUGCAGCCAUAUCAAAGAGUGCUGGUGGGAUUGGACUCUCCAUCCACAACAUCCGUGCAGUGGGUUCAUACAUCCGUGGCACCAACGGGACAUCCAAUGGCAUUGUCCCAAUGUUGCGGGUCUUCAAUGACACUGCAAGGUAUGUGGAUCAGGGUGGUGGCAAGCGAAAGGGUGCCUUUGCAAUAUAUCUGGAACCAUGGCAUGCAGACAUCUUUGAUUGGUUGGACCUGCGCAAGAACCAUGGGAAAGAAGAGGCUCGUGCACGUGACCUCUUCUAUGGCCUGUGGACCACUGAUCUCUUCAUGGAGCGUGUGGAGUCCAACGCUGACUGGAGCUUGUUCUGCCCCAACGAGGCCCCUGGUCUGGCUGAUUGCUGGGGCGAUGAACACGCUGCCCUAUAUACUCGCUAUGAGAGAGAAGGCAGAGCCAAAAGGGUCAUCAAGGCACAGCAGUUAUGGUUUGCAAUCCUGGAGGCACAGGUAGAAACUGGCAAUCCAUACAUGCUGUUCAAGGAUUCAUGCAACCGGAAGUCGAACCAACAGAACCUGGGAACCAUCAAGUGCAGUAAUCUCUGCACAGAGAUUGUGGAAUUCACAUCACCUGAGGAGACUGCUGUCUGCAACCUUGCCUCCAUUGCCCUGCCUCGCUAUGUGCGCGAGCGGGAGGGCACCCCUUCAAGUGGGCGACCCAAGCUUGCAGGCUCUCUCAACGCUCCGAACAGGUACUUCGACUUUGAGAAACUGCAAGAAGUCACACACAUCAUCACGGAGAACUUGAACAAGAUCAUUGACAUCAACUUCUACCCAGCUGAGACGGCCAGGCGUUCAAACAUGCGGCACAGACCAAUUGGCAUCGGUGUCCAGGGCCUGGCGGAUACCUUCAUUCUUCUUGGCAUGCCAUUCGACAGUGCAGAAGCAAAGCAGUUGAACAAGGAGAUCUUUGAGACAAUCUACUUUGCAGCCCUGGAGAAGUCCUGCUCCCUUGCCAAGACGGACGGCCCCUAUGAAACAUAUGCUGGUAGCCCAGUCAGCAAGGGUGUGCUGCAGCAUGACAUGUGGGAAGUGCAGCCUCCAAGCCAGAGAUGGGACUGGGACACUCUGCGAGCUAGCAUCGCCCAGCAUGGAGUGCGAAACUCUCUGUUAGUGGCACCCAUGCCCACAGCUUCCACUUCUCAGAUUCUGGGCAACAAUGAAUGUUUUGAGCCAUACACCAGCAACAUCUACGUCCGAAGAGUGCUCUCUGGCGAGUUCACAGUUGUCAAUCAGCAUCUGCUCUCAGACUUGGUUGCCAGCGGCCUCUGGUCUGCCGACACCAAGAAUGAGCUAGUCGCCGCGAAUGGAAGCGUGCAGGGACUCGACAUCCCCGAUGACUUGAAAGCCCUGUACAAGACGGUGUGGGAGCUGAAGCAGCGCACGCUGGUGGACAUGGCUGCCGAUCGCGGGGCAUUCAUAGAUCAGUCGCAAUCCUUCAAUGUGCACAUGUCUGAUCCCAACUUUGGGAAACUUACCUCUCUGCACUUCUACGCCUGGAAGGCAGGCUUGAAGACAGGGAUGUACUACUUGCGCACACGUGCUGCUGCUGAUGCCAUAAAAUUCACCGUAGAUCAGCAGGCCCUCACGAAGAAAAAGGCUGCCAGGGCAGCCAAGUCUGCCGCAGACCUUGCAGCGUCUUCAGUGACAGUGGCCCUGAAGGAGCGCAAUGGAUCUCCGUCCCGGCAAUUUGCCAGCGUUAAGGUAGCUGCAUUGGAUGAGGAGAUGCAGAAGGAGCGAGAGCUGGCAGCCAUGGUGUGCUCCUUGGAGAACAAGGAUGCCUGCUUGAUGUGCGGAUCGUGAGUGGUCUGGAUCUCAUCAGCCACACCUCCGUGCUGUCAAAACUGCAACGAUGCACCAACAAACAAUUCCUUGCAGCCUAAUUUCAGGAUAUUGAACCUUGUCAUAUUCGAGCAACCCUUGAAUCCUACUUGGAGAAGCGCAUCAUGCUGUAUGACACAAGUUCUGGCCCACGGUACCGGGUGUCUGUCAGUGUCACUGUCCAGUGGACAAGAACUCAUGAUCAGCAGAAUUUGGCCGGCUUUUGUAGGUAGCUGUAGCCCAUUGACCUCCUGCAAAUUGCCUCUGAAACCUUGACCUUUUGAUCUCAUGUAAGGAAUUCCAACAUAGGACCUUG
Messenger RNA from Coccomyxa subellipsoidea C-169, 2977 nucleotides. RefSeq names its product NSG5 protein. The record is from RefSeq and is a predicted model, not a curated record. Bases 100 to 2643 code for a protein of 847 amino acids. Gene Ontology annotation, biological process: deoxyribonucleotide biosynthetic process; DNA replication. The transcript has 18 exons. Lineage: Eukaryota; Viridiplantae; Chlorophyta; Trebouxiophyceae; Coccomyxaceae. Gene Ontology annotation, cellular component: ribonucleoside-diphosphate reductase complex. Gene Ontology annotation, molecular function: ribonucleoside-diphosphate reductase activity, thioredoxin disulfide as acceptor; ATP binding.